GCAGCUAAGCUGCCAUGGUCCAUAGUUCGUAAAGAGCUAACAUCGUGCUUAGAAGUGGCUUGUUUGUAUUCUGAAACCACUCGCGCGAUGGCGUCUGUUAAAUUGUCUGUGCCUACACCGGAACUGUACACCGAUAAUGAGGCCAACUACCAUCGGUUGGUCAAAGCCUUCAAACUUUUCUCUCAGUCGAAGGAAUACGAUGUCUUUCGAUCUGGCUGGAAAUCAUCUGCACCUGCUGCGUGGGAGUUGCGGACUCUGUUCAAGAUCUCCCAGCUCUUGGUUCCGCGUGGUGGGAAGGUAUUCCAUCUACCUGGUAAGAGAAACCCCAGUGAUUAUUAUUCGAGGGGUCUGACAUUGAAGUGCCUCCCCCAAGACGACCCACUGUUGAUAGAGGCAGUCAGCUGUGCUCGUGGCCGUCCUUCCUGUGUGGACGACAAUAAAUUAAGUGACGACUUACCGGCCUUACCAUUAUCGGUUGUUGUUGAUGACGAUUCUGAUACCAUUAAAGCAUUGAAGGAUUACGUCUGUCUUAAGCAGAAGGACGACCCUGAAUUGAGGAGUCUUCUCUGCCCUUCUCCUAAUUCGAAACCGGAUAGUAGGACCCUUCGAAAGUACUCCGUGGUCAUUGGUCCAUCCGGCAGAUCUAAUGAUGGUUAUGUUAUCAAUUCUGUUACCCGUGGUCUAGUUGUACCUCGUGAGUUGAGACGAGAAGUAUGUGAUAGACUUCACUUGUACUUUAUUCAUUUGGGCGCCUAUAAGAUCUACAGGAGUAUCAAGUCGGACUUCGAUGCUGGUCCUCUCUCAGAGUACUUGAAGGCCCAAAAGCGCUGU
Messenger RNA from Perkinsus marinus ATCC 50983, 831 nucleotides. RefSeq lists its product as hypothetical. The record is from RefSeq and is a predicted model, not a curated record. The transcript has a single exon. NCBI's taxonomy places the organism in Eukaryota, Perkinsozoa, Perkinsida, Perkinsidae. The annotation marks the transcript as partial.